Molecule: messenger RNA, 2958 nt
Organism: Nymphaea colorata (pocket water lily)
Lineage: Eukaryota; Viridiplantae; Streptophyta; Magnoliopsida; Nymphaeales; Nymphaeaceae
Product: katanin p80 WD40 repeat-containing subunit B1 homolog KTN80.4-like
Exons: 18
Coding region: 175-2598 (807 amino acids)
Biological process (GO): microtubule severing; microtubule depolymerization
Cellular component (GO): katanin complex
Molecular function (GO): microtubule binding
Source: RefSeq, a predicted model, not a curated record
CUCUUUCUCUCUCUUAAAAUCUCAACUAUAGCGAAGUCUUCUUCCCUCCUCUGCGACUCGCGCCAGAUCCUUUCUUCUCCUCUGGUGCUUGCCCGUCCUUCCUGGCUCCCGCAGGCACGUGCCGGCUCUUCCCUCGCGCGUGCUUCGUUCUCGUGUGGAUGAUUCUUUUCUAGGAUGAAGCGUGGGUACAAGCUCCAGGAAUUUGUGGCGCAUAGCUCGAAUGUGAAUUGCUUGAAGAUCGGGAAAAAAUCGUCCAGAGUCGUCGUCACCGGCGGGGAGGAUCAAAAGGUUAAUCUAUGGGCGAUUGGGAAGCCUAAUUCUAUCCUGAGCCUUUCUGGUCACACAAGUCCAGUUGAAUCUGUAACAUUUGACUCUUCAGAAGUUUUUGUUGUUGCUGGAGCCUCAAGUGGCACAAUAAAGCUUUGGGACUUAGAGGAAGCAAAAAUUGUUCGGACACUUACUGGACACAGAUCUAACUGUAUUUCGGUUGAUUUCCAUCCUUUUGGCGAGUUCUUUGCUUCUGGUUCUUUGGAUACUAAUUUGAAGAUAUGGGAUAUUAGAAGAAAAGGAUGCAUUCAUACAUACAAGGGGCAUAGUCGAGGUGUCAAUUACAUUAAAUUCACUCCAGAUGGUCGUUGGGUUGUUUCUGGUGGAGAAGAUAAUGUUGUUAAGCUCUGGGAUUUGACUGCUGGAAAGCUCCUCCAUGAUUUCAAGUGUCACGAAGGGCAAAUACAGUGCAUGGAUUUUCAUCCCCAUGAAUUUCUACUUGCAACAGGUUCUUCUGAUAGAACAGUCAAGUUUUGGGAUCUAGAGACUUUUGAACUUAUUGGGUCUGCAGGACCUGAGGCUUCGGGGAUACGUUCUAUGGUCUUUAACCCUGAUGGAAGAACUCUCUUCUGUGGGUUGCAUGAAUCCUUGAAGGUGUUCUCAUGGGAGCCAGUUAGAUGCCAUGAUAUAGUUGACAUGGGAUGGUCCAAAUUGGCUGAUCUCAAUAUACAUGAUGGGAAACUUUUAGGCUGUUCCUUCAACCAAAGUUGUGUUGGAGUAUGGGUUGCUGAUAUCUCGCGGAUAGCACCCUAUGCAGUUGGUGGGUUGUCAAAAAAUGGUCACCCGGAAACCAAGUCCAAUAUAAAGGAAAGUCAAUCUGUACAAAAAUUAGAGAAUAGUGUAAAAGCUAACAUUAAAUCGUUUUCUCCACUCCUGAAUCCUGAACCAAAAGAGGCGAAAGUUUACAUACCAUCAAUCUUUGCUGAAACUCCUCCACGUACUCCCCCAAGAUUUGGUCUAAGUAAUGACUCCAAAACCCUUGCUUCUAAUUCAGCAGCAGCAUCCCAUGCAUCUGCUUUGAAGAAAAGGACUGUGCCAAAAGUACCAUCAGCAGCUACCACCCAUGUCCUUUCUGAACCUGAGGUUGUGCCUGUCGUUGUCCCUAGAAAUGGCCAGAAGUUUGAGCAACAAGCUGAUUCCAAGGUCGUCCCUAGACCUGAUUUACCUGCUAUUGUCGCUAGAAACAGUCAAAAACUUGAGCAACCAGCUGAUUCAAAAGCUGAAAAUGCCACUGUUGAAAGGCCAGUUUUUGCAUCAAAGCCAUCACAUGCACGGAGGCAAUCAAUUGGUAAAGGUGGUAGUGACAUUGAACCAACUUCAACCAACUGUGAAUCAUCUAAGCGCAAGAACAAUGAGUUGAAUCAUGAACCACUAAAGAACUUCUUUCCUGGUCUGGAUGCAAAAAGUGAUGGCUCUGGUUGUGGUGAACAAAAUGGGACCAGUAUCAGAAAUGUUGCUGAAAAGUUUGAAAGGAGUUUUUCAGUAGGACACAAACCGAGCAUUCGUUCUGAAAAUUGUGAUGUUAAAGUGCCCAAUAGAAGAAGAGCAAGUACUGUUGGAUAUUUAGAAGAGAGAAGGCACUCCUCGGGAAGAACGCGUACCCUGGUUGAUAGCUGGGAGAGGAGGGAAAGAUCUCCAAACAAUGACACACAAACGAUGAGUUCUUCCUCUGACUCAGUUUCCGAGCUUGCUGCCUCAAUCCCUGUUUCAAAGAGUCAGCUUCCGGCUGUUGAGUGUGGCUUGCCUUCAGUUUCAAAUGAAGACGAAUGUGAUAGUGCCAUGCAAGGUCAUCACGUAUUUUUAAGAGAAAUGCAGUUUCGUCUUACAAAGCUACAGGUAGUGCGGCGGUCCUUAGGGGCAAAUAACAUAAAGGGUGCUAUCAAUACCAUGGAAAAGAUGAAUGAUCAUUCUGUGGAGGCUGAUGCAAUCAGUGUAUUCUUAGAGAAAUUUGACUUUAUCACACUUGAUACCUGUGCUUCUUUGUUACCACUGCUUACUGGCUUGCUAAGCAGCAAAAUUGACAGGCAUAUAAGUGUAUCAUUGGAGAUGUUGCUAAAGCUUGUGAGGACCUUUGGGCCAGUAAUCCAUUCAACAGUAUCAGCACGAACAGUGGUUGGGGUUGAUCUUCAUGCCGAAGAACGGCUGGAGCGCUGCAAUCAGUGCUUUGCAGAGUUACAAAAGGUUAAGCAGAGCCUUAGUUCUCUAUUAAGGAAGGGUGGGCUUCUAUCAAAAGCUGCCUGCGAGUUAAAUCUAGCACUUGAGGAAGUAUAACCGAGCGGAAUCUGGAUCUUUGCUCUCUAUGGCCUUGUAUAGUUUUCAGAUUUGCAUGACCUUGUUGCUCAUAAGGGCAAACUCAUGCUGCGACGAGACAGCAAGAGAAGCAUAAGAAUUUUCUGUACAGGAGAAUAUCUGCUUGUUGAAGUGCCCAAGGCCAGAAAAUCUGAUUUAUCUCACCAGGCUGCAGAAUGCGACUCGAGUUAUUCCAGUUGGCUUUGUAUUCGAUCCAUUUAUUUGGUUGUUUGAUGAGUUUGUAUCAUCAUAUUGCCUUACACCCCUUGAUUUGUACAUGUUACGCCCCAAAUGUCAUAUACACUCCAAAUUUGAGUCAAUAGUGAAUCUGAAAUUAAUAUA